CCCAUGGUGUGAGCUUCGUCCGCCAUGACACCAGUAACGACCAGAUCCGCGGUCUAAUUCCAUCCCAACCCUCGCGGUAGCAUGAGCUCUCAGCCGGCGCUAUGAAGGAGAGCCUGAACGAAAUGCCGGUCGCCGCUCACGAACUUCUGGUCAGGGGUAGGCACGGCGCGUUUGAGUUCUCGGCUGAGCAGUUGAGCGGCCUCAUCGAAUCGCGAAGCCUCGACACCUUCUACGCCCUUGGUGGCCUGCCUGGGUUAGAGAAGGGACUGCGAACCGACCGGAAUACGGGAUUAAGCGUGGAUGAGUCGGGCCUCAAGGACCAUCACUCCCCGGAGACAGCCUCGCCCAUCCACAGAUCAUCCCAUCACCAUCAUCAUGAUACCGAACAGUUCGCAGAUCGACGCACCGUCUUCGGAGAUAACCGCCUGCCCAUUCCCAAACCACCCACGAUCCUGCAAUUGAUAUGGAUGGCCUACAACGAUCACGUUCUCUUCCUCCUAACCGGUGCAGCUAUCAUCUCGCUGGCCCUAGGUCUCUAUCAGACGUUCGGGACCAAGCACAUAAGUUCGAAUCCGCCAGUCGAAUGGGUAGAAGGAGUCGCCAUCAUCGUCGCUAUCAUCGUUAUCGUACUGGUCGGCGCAGGCAAUGAUUUUCAGAAGCAAUGGCAGUUCCAGAAGCUGAAUAAGAAGAAGCAGGAUCGUGACGUGAGGGUCAUCCGCUCCGGUCGGUCGCAAGAAGUCACUAUCCAUGACCUGGUGGUCGGGGACAUCGUGCACAUGGAGCCAGGAGAUGUUAUUCCUGCCGAUGGCAUCCUGAUCCAGGGUCAUCAUAUUCGGUGCGACGAAUCAUCUGCAACAGGCGAGUCGGACCUGUUACCCAAGCACUCCGGAGAUGAGGUCGCCGAGGCGUUUGCCGAUUGUCGGGAUACAAAGCAUCUCGAUCCGUUCGUCAUAUCUGGCUCAAAGGUUGCCGAAGGCGUCGGGUCGUUUUUGGUCUUAGCAACGGGGGCGCAUUCAAGCUACGGCAAAAUCCUCUUAAGUCUCGAGGAGGACCCUGGAUUCACCCCACUGCAGUCGCGACUCAAUGUGUUAGCCAAGUACAUAGCCAAAUUUGGCGGAAUUGCUGGCUUGGUGAUGUUCGUCAUUUUGUUUAUCAAGUUCUUGGUUGGUCUGCGCCAUUCAACGGUGUCUGGGACCGAAAAGGGUCAGAACUUUUUGAAUGUUUUCAUCAUUGCCUUGACCGUCGUAGUGAUCGCCGUUCCCGAGGGCCUGCCUUUGACCGUGACUCUGUCUCUUGCAUUUGCCACCACGAGGAUGCUCAAGGAUAAGAAUUUGGUCCGUCAGUUGUGGGCCUGUGAAACUAUGGGCAAUGCCACCGACAUCUGCUCGGACAAGACCGGGACACUGACUCAGAAUAGGAUGACGGUGGCCGCAGGAACGAUUGGCACAAUGGCAGAAUUUAACAAUCCACAACCCCAGAUAGACGGCGUGGCUGGAGCUGUGCCAACUACUGCUGAGUUCACAUCUCAUCUCAACACUGGCAUUAAAUCGCUCCUUCGGGAAUCAAUCGCCAUCAACACCACCGCCUUUGAAUCGAAAACAGAUGGGAGCCGAUCGUUCGUCGGAUCCAAAACCGAAGCCGCCCUGCUAGACUUCGCACGGGACCACUUGGCCAUGGGUCCGUUGGAUGUGGAAAGAUCAAAUCAUGAAGUAGUGGAACUCUUCCCAUUCAGUGCUUCUCGCAAGUAUAUGAUUACUGUGGUCCGCCUGGGGGAGGGUUAUCGAGCAUACGUCAAAGGAGCGGCGGAGUCAUUGUUGGGUAUCUGUACGAGUUCCAUCAUAGACCCAACAGGAGGGUUCUCCAUUGUCGCCCUGGACGAGAAUGCAAAGCAACUCCUGCGGCAGAAGGUAGAUGUUUACGCCUUGCAAUCGCUGCGGACAAUCGCCUUGCUCUUCCGAGACUUUGAGACAUGGCCCCCAAACCAGGCAGGGGAGAUUCAAUCAGACACACUUGACAUUGAUGAUAUCCUGCGGGGCAUGACCUUCCUUGGCAUUGCCGGUAUCCGGGAUCCUCUGCGACAAGGGGCCCAUGAUGCCGUAGAGACUUGCCACCGGGCAGGCGUGACGGUACGAAUGGUCACAGGCGACAAUCUCUUGACGGCCCGAUCUAUCGCUCAGGAGUGCGGCAUCAUCUCCAGCACCGAGGACAUUGUCAUCGAAGGACGGGAAUUCAGAAACCUGACCGAGGAGCAGCAACUUGAGAUUGCGCCCCGACUCAAAGUUCUGGCCCGAUCCCGGCCCGAAGAUAAGCGCACGCUCGUCCGAAGGUUGAAGGAAAUCGGGGCAACAGUUGCUGUCACAGGAGAUGGGACGAAUGACGCCCCCGCACUUACCGCAGCCGAUGUUGGCUUUUCCAUGGGAAUUUCGGGGACAGAGAUUGCGCGCGAGGCUUCCGCCAUUGUGCUGAUGGACGAUAACUUCAGUUCGAUUGUAAAGGCAAUCAUGUGGGGGAGAGCAGUCAGCGAUGCGGUUCAAAAGUUCUUACAGUUCCAAAUAACGAUUACCUUUACCUCGGUCGGACUAGCGUUUGUCACGUCUGUGGCCAGCUCCAGCGAAACAUCGGUGCUGACGGCCGUGCAGCUGAUGUGGGUCAACCUGUUCCAGGACACAUUGGCAGCACUGGCGCUCGCUACUGAUCCACCGUCGCACAAGGUAUUGGAUCGGAUGCCAGACAAAAGAUCGGCUCCUCUGAUCACGGUGCCGAUGUGGAAGAUGAUCAUCGGCCAGUCAAUCUACCAGCUUGUCGUGACAUUGGUGCUUCACUUUGCCGGCAACAGCAUCUUCUCAUACAGCACCUCCCAUGAGCACUCUCAGCUGCAAACCGCCGUAUUCAACACGUAUGUGUGGAUGCAGAUAUUCAACUUGUACAACACCCGCGUACUCGGAAACAACGUCAACGUCCUUGAAGGCGUGCACAGAAACUGGCUCUUCAUCGGAGUCAGCGUCAUUAUGGUUGGGGGGCAGUUGGUGAUCAUGUUUGUUGGAGGUCGCGCAUUUUCGAUUACCCAGCUCGACGGUGUGCAAUGGGCCUACUCGAUAGUGCUAGGAGUAUUAUCGCUUCUAGUUGGGGUUCUCGUGCGUUUCAUUCCCGAUAUUCUAGUGGAGCGUCUAUUUGCUGGGUUGGCGGCUAUUACAGGUCCCCUGCUGAGGCUCCUGCGUGUGAAAAGGGAUUGACCCUUUCAGUCGCGCUGCCGUGUGCCUUUUUUUUUUUUU
Messenger RNA from Aspergillus sclerotioniger CBS 115572, 3272 nucleotides. RefSeq names its product plasma membrane calcium-transporting ATPase. Gene Ontology annotation, molecular function: ATP hydrolysis activity; ATP binding; P-type calcium transporter activity. The record is from RefSeq and is a predicted model, not a curated record. NCBI's taxonomy places the organism in Eukaryota, Fungi, Ascomycota, Eurotiomycetes, Eurotiales, Aspergillaceae. The coding region runs from base 102 to 3233 and encodes 1043 amino acids. The transcript is spliced from 4 exons. Gene Ontology annotation, biological process: calcium ion transmembrane transport; intracellular calcium ion homeostasis. Gene Ontology annotation, cellular component: membrane; intracellular membrane-bounded organelle.